AUGGGAAAUACAAAUACUGAUAUUCAACUUUAUCGAAAGAAAAUUGAUAUACAUGGUAAUUAUGUUGAUUUUCCGGGUUAUACGAUUGUCGCACAUGCUAUACAUCCAUUACCAAAACCAUUAAUUGAUCUUGUUAAUUAUCUUUCUUCAAGUGAACUUAAAAAUUAUUAUUCAUUUCUACCAAUGACAAGUUAUCAUGUUACUAUAAAUCCACUUGAAAAUGUUCGUCAUGAACAUAAAUUUCUUUUAGAAGAUGAACAACGUAAAUUAAAAGAACAAAAUACUUCACUUAUAUGUACAGUUGAAAAACUAAUCUAUUCUGGAAUUAUAUCAAUUGAAGUACAAUUUAAAAAUGAUAUUAAUCCUAAUUUUGAAAAUAUUAUUAAAAAUGUUCGAACGAAUGAAUUACAACAAGCAAAAAUUCUACAUAAUUAUGCACUCUGUUGGCAUUUAACAUUAGCUUAUCGAUAUAAAGAUUUAGAUAAUGAAAUUCAAACAAAAACUCAACAAAUAAUCGAUAAUAUUCCUCCAACAUCAAAAUUUCCUUUUGAUAUUCCACUUGAUCAUAUACGAAUAUGUCAUUAUAAUGAUAUGACUAAAUUUACACCGAUUUGA
Molecule: messenger RNA, 615 nt
Organism: Rotaria sp. Silwood1
Lineage: Eukaryota; Metazoa; Rotifera; Eurotatoria; Philodinida; Philodinidae
Source: the annotation of a GenBank genome assembly